AUGACUAGAAAGACAAGUAUUUAGAAACGGAGGGAGUAAUAAUGAAAAAUGGUACAACUUUGGCACUGUAUGAAGGGCAAGUUUGCAAAUUCCAAACUUGGGAGGUACGUGAGUGCAAUAGUUCCAGUGAACUGAGGAAUUCCUCUGCGUUCUGCGACGACCCCCAGCCCAAAAUUGGGGCAGAAACCCAGUCCCCGUCGAUCCGAAUCCCCCGAAAUUCCGGGAUCGGAACCCUAGCCCAUCCCGAAUCCCAUCUCCGGCCCAAUGCUUCCCGCCGGCGACGGCUCGUCCGCCGCCGUCGCCGCCCUCUCUUUCACCGAUGCGGACGGCGACGACUACUCCGAGGACGGGGACUUCACCGGCGCCCCGUUCCUCGAACCUCCCGAUCCGAGCCUCCCCGACCCCACCUCCUCCUCCGCCACCGCCCUGCUCCCCGCGGGUGGAAGCGGCGGCCAGGCCUCGUCGGGCGGCGAGCGGCGGCCCCUCUUCCAGCGCCUCUGGACGGAGGAGGACGAGAUCGUGAUCCUCCGCGGGUUCGCGGAGUUCACCGCCGCCCGCGGCACGGCGUUCGCGUCGCACCAAUACGACACGGACCCGUUCUACGAGGAUAUGCGCCGCCGCCUCCAGCUCGACUUCUCCAAGAGCCAGCUCGUCGAGAAGCUCCGCCGCCUGAAGCGCAAGUACCGCAACUGCGUCUCCCGCCUGCGCGGGUCCGGCGCCGCCUUCUCCUUCCGCUCCCCGCACGAGCAGGCCAUUUUCGAGAUCGCGCGCAACAUCUGGCGCCCCACGAAUAAGCACGGCCGGGAUCCCUCGGCCGACUCCGACGACGAAGAAGCUGUGGUUGCCGCUGCGGCGGUGGCUGCCACACCUGUCCCUGCGAACACCAGCCCCAAUGGGGAAGUCAAGUCCCCCUCAGGGCGGCAGCGCCGCCGUAGACGUUCGGUGGAAUCAGCAGCUCCAUCUGCCCCUGCAGCUGUCCCUGCCACCAUUUUGGUGCAGCCCCCUCAGCCAGUGCAGGUGCAGGUACCCGUGUCAGUCCCUGUCAAGAUGGAUGACUCGCUACCAGCACUGCCCCAGGCUCCAAUGCCUGUGACAGUGACCAUGGAGGGUUCCGAGCCACUCAGGUUUCCAGUCAUGUCACCUCAGUCAGGAAUUGUCGAUGUCGAGAAGAAUUUUCUGACGCCUAUGUUUAAGGAGAUGAUUCACGCAGUGAUAAAUAUGGGAUCCAGUCCGUUUGGUAUGAAACUUCCUGAGCCGCCACACGGCUUGCCUAUGGAAGGGGAGAAAUGGAGAAAUCAGCGAAUCCUGGAGCUGGAAGUGUACUUGAAGCGGAUCGAACUGCUGCAGGACCAGGUGAAGGCGACACUUGAGGAGCUCAAGUCCUCCACACCUAGGACUUGAGGUUUUUUUAAGUUAGGAACUGAUACGGUGUCUCUCAUUAUAGAAUUCUUGCUACAAAUCUGAGGUUAGAUGUUUAGUGUUUUUCCUCAACAUUUUCUCGUGCAUAAAAGGACAUUGUUGACUGGGUUGGGACUUGGAAACUAGUUUAUUCAUGGUUCUAA
Molecule: messenger RNA, 1562 nt
Organism: Triticum urartu
Lineage: Eukaryota; Viridiplantae; Streptophyta; Magnoliopsida; Poales; Poaceae
Product: putative transcription factor At5g28040
Biological process (GO): regulation of DNA-templated transcription
Cellular component (GO): nucleus
Source: RefSeq, a predicted model, not a curated record